Molecule: messenger RNA, 1182 nt
Organism: Suillus subaureus
Lineage: Eukaryota; Fungi; Basidiomycota; Agaricomycetes; Boletales; Suillaceae
Product: putative tartrate-resistant acid phosphatase type 5 precursor
Exons: 7
Coding region: 1-1182 (393 amino acids)
Molecular function (GO): ferrous iron binding; ferric iron binding; acid phosphatase activity
Source: RefSeq, a predicted model, not a curated record
AUGACGAGCUGGAGUCGUUUGUCUUUCCUCGCGCUUCUUGUCCUGCAGGAAAGGGUCCUUGCAGAAUAUGUGAGAACCAAGAAAUCAACUAUUGCUCCAGUUGGCGCAGAGGUUUUGACGGUGGGCGUUAUUGGGGAUUAUGGCUGGACAGGAUGGACACCGAGUCCUCCGCAUUUCUGCCUUGAAGUGCUUCCAGAGCUGCAGGCUGCUGGACUCGUUAUUCCCAAUGAGGUCCUAAACGACUGUGAUCCUGGAGACAUAACAUACAUAACCAAUGCCACUGCUUUGCAACUCGACACAUCCUCGUAUGUUGGACAAGUAUGCGCGAUGAAGAACUGCACUGCAUUUGUCUCUGUCGGUGACAACUUUUAUGAUAGUGGUAUUGAUUUCACCACUGGCGGAAUACAACGCUUCCAGGAAGCGUGGGUCGAUAUGUACAGUCAAGGAGUCUUUGAGACUGCUCCUUGGUAUCAAUGUCUCGGUAAUCAUGACGUUGUGAAAGGUCAGAGUGGCAUCGACUUCCAGACUAAAGUUGCUCCAAUUUAUGACCCUCGUUGGAACUUUGGAACACAAGGGCUCCCCUAUUGGACUUACGAUCUGACAGGUAAUGAUUGGACUGCUACUUUUGUCGUCGUGGACUCAGAUUGUUUCCUGAGCUCGUAUCAAAAGAAUUCCUCUGUAUAUAUGAACUCGUACACGGAAGCCUGCUAUGCCGACAAGCAAACGCAGAUCGACUUCCUAGCCAAUACAUUCGCUGAAUCUUCGGCUACAUGGAAAUUCCUUCAACUCCACCACCCUUACGUGUCUUCGGCCACCAACGAGACCGAACUCGCACCUCUCGUGGAGAUUGUUAUCCAGCACAACGGGAUCGUCCUAAACGGCCAUGACCACUGCCUCGGGCAUUAUUACGCAAAUAACACUAACUUCAUUCUCUCUGGCGCUGCGGGCUACCCUCAAGCCGGUGAUUGCAACUACGGUAUAUCACUUGGACCGUAUGUAAAGUUCUUGGCAGCGAAUCCAAUGACUGCGGCGAAUGGUUUCGUGACAAUGGAUAUUAGCAACCAGUCCAUAAACGUUGAAUAUUACGUGCGGGACAUGAAUUUCGAAAACGGGGAUUUAUACCCUGUUCUGCACGAUAUCAACCCUUCUUAUUCAUUCCAGAUCACACAGCACGCAACAUGA